AUGGACAUCACAUCAAAGAACCUUCUUCGAUCAUUUCUCAUUGCCAACACUAAUUCUCCAACGAUCUUGACCUCGAAAGAGAAGUUCAUCCAAGCAUUGCCCAAAUCAAUUGACCCCAUCAUUGCCGAUGAAUUAUUCGAAUUGGUACUUCUUUGGAACCAAGAGAGAAUCAAUAGAAUGGAAAACAACAUCUCACUAGAAUUCAACGUUCCGGAAGUGACGGUCCCUAAAGGCCUGAACAACGAUAUAGUCGAUCAACGGCUCACGCUUAAUGAAUUGGUGCAACAGAUGACGAAACUUGAUGGGAUUUUGAAAUUACAAACAAAGGAGAUCGAUAAUGAGAUUUCUCGAGAGUUGGCAAUAUUACAAGAGCUGGUGGGAUCACUUUCGGAUCUCAAAUUCGGUAAAUCCACAUCAAGCAACAGUUUCAACCAAGCGAUCGAGGAGUUGGCAGAAUUUGACGAGUUGGUGAAGCAGUAG
Saccharomycopsis crataegensis is the source of this 480-nucleotide messenger RNA. RefSeq lists its product as uncharacterized. The record is from RefSeq and is a predicted model, not a curated record. Lineage: Eukaryota; Fungi; Ascomycota; Saccharomycetes; Ascoideales; Saccharomycopsidaceae. The coding region runs from base 1 to 480 and encodes 159 amino acids. The transcript has a single exon.